AUGGCUCUGUCCCAGAUCCAGUGUCUGGACGACAACCACGUCAACUGGCGCAUGAACGAGUCCAAGCCCGAGUUCUUCUACAGUGAAGAGCAGCGGCUCGCGCUCGAGGCGCUGAUCGCGAGCGGCCGCGACGCGUUCCACGCGUACGUCAGCGACCGCGAGCUCCGGCCCUUCCUGUCCGAGCCGGAGCUCGAGCGCCUGUGCCGCUCCGUGGAGGACUACCGGCCGGGCUCCGAGCACAUCAGGCCGGAGGGCGCCGGCGAGGCCGAGGACGGCGCCGUGUCGCUGCAGUACUGGCCUGACCGCUCGGACGCCUCCAUACCGGACCUGGACCUCGGCUGGCCGGACUGCAACUCGUACCGCGGGGUCACGCGGGUCAACGUGUACACGCAGCCGCCCUUCGACGGCCAGACGCACAUUAAGGAGGUGGUGAGGAAGACCAUCGCGCAGGCGCAGAAGGUGAUUGCAGUGGUGAUGGACGUUUUUACAGACGUUGACAUCUUCAAAGAUCUGUUAGACGCUGGUUUUAAGAGGAAGGUGGCUGUUUACAUCAUCAUAGAGCAAGCGUCCAUUCAGCAUUUCCUUAGCAUGUGUGAGAGAGCGAACAUGCACAGAGGACAUCUAAAGCAUCUGCGUGUACGCUGCAGCGGAGGCUGCGAAUUUCACACACGUUCAGCAAAGAAAGUGCAAGGUUCACUGAAUCAGAGGUUCAUGUUUGUGGAUGGAGACCGCGCAGUGUCUGGAUCGUACAGUUUUACAUGGACAGCUUCCCGUCUGGACCGUAACCUCAUCACAGUUUUGACAGGGCAAGCUGUGGAGACCUUUGACAAACAGUUCCGUGAACUCUACUUGACCUCUCGUGGUGUCAGCUUGUCUAAAGUCCCGCUGGCGGACCUCCCUGACCCUGACCCUACGCCUGUCCCUGCACCAGCCCCUCUUCCCUCGGCGGCUCUUGCCAGAAAACUGAUUAACCCCAAAUACGCCCUGGUGGAUACGGCAAGCCGGACCUCCUCAGAUAAAAUCAGCCCCAAAAACAGUAGUUCUCAGAAUCCUUUGCCUCAGCCUGUCAAGAGGCAGCGAGAAGUAGUAGAGGAACUGCCCAAACACCCCGGCCUAGUGGGAUUGCCCAAGGCAGAACUUAUUUCUUACUUGCCCAUCUGGCCGGAGCCUGACCCGCCCAGUGAUGUCAUUGGGUUCAUUAAUAUUCGGGACACUAGUAAGCCGCUGCAGGUGCACUUGAUGCGAUCGCAGCUGUUUGAAACAUCGCAGGCCAUUCGCUUCAAGGACCCUUUUACUGGUCCGCCUGAGCAGCCUUUACCAGAGAAGGCGAGCCCUCGCACAAAAGCAACAAACGCACCCAAAACAAAACCCCCACAAAACACCAGUGCUCAACCAGAGGACCAGCCUAAAAUGGAGGUUCUGUCAGAGAAUCAUGCAGCUUUAGCUGACAACACAUCACCACCUGCUCAAACAGAGAACCAAGGUACCAAAGCUGACGCUCCAGCAUCUCCACAGCCACAAUCCACUCCCCAACCCACACAACCUAUUGUGGAAGAGACCCAGAGUGAUGGGCCACCUCCAGGGCCACCUCCAGGACCACCCGUGCCCAAGCCACGCACCUUACAGCUGGUGAUGAAUCCCACUGAUGGUUCUGAAGCAGUCCAGGUCAGCUUUGUGAAGAAGGAACAGCCUCAGCAACCCCAAACAGUACCCGACACAGUCAGCCCACCACCGUGCAUAGUGCAAGAGGCCUCAAGUUCAGACGAGUACAGAGAAGCACCUGAGGAGCCCACUUCAACGCAGACCGUCCCAAACACAGACCAGUCUAGCAAGGACAGACUUCGGGAUAACGAUGCGGACAGUACAAAGGUCAUGUGUGCACAUUCGGUGAAGGACAAGGAUGAGAGUUCCACAGCAUCAGACGAGUACUACGAAUGCAGCGACUCGGAAAAUCUCAGCGUGCAAGGGCAGCUCGCCAACGGGAGGACUACUGGUUCAGGACGUUUUGGGGACCAUAGCCCUGGAACUGAUUCAUUGAACAUGAUGGCACGGCUCUCUCAGUCCAUGCUGGACCUGAGACCAGAAAACUGUGCAGAGCCGGACCCUGCUGAGAGGAACCUGCUGAACAUACAGAGCAAAUACCCAGGAAAGGCAUAUCAGCCUGUAUCAAGAUCUCCUGUUCGAGAACAGAGCUACUACAACAGAGCUAAGGUGGUGAUCGCCAAACCGGGAGUGUUUCAUCGUCCUCCUAAAAGCAGUGCCCACGUGAUAGGAGGUCACAGAUAUUGGCAGGGCAAACUCUACGGCCCUGAACGGCCCCAAAACAGACUGUCCCAACCCGAGGCCAACCGCACCGGCCGUUCCCCCCGCAGACACGGCUCCCCCUUCAGGACUGGAGGACUGAGGACCAGCCAGUCGCCAGUGAACCGCAUCGUUCACGCCCACUCCCGUUCCCCCGCUCAUCAGGUCUCUCACACGCACUCUCCUUCGCCUCGGAGGCGGAACGAGAUGCAGACCCCACUCGGAAUUUCGUUUUCCAAACUUGCCAGCUUCCGAAACCUGAGGGGGAAGGUGCCUGGGGUCAUAGGGGGUGUUGCCAUGGGUGACAAAAGGGUAACACGUGGGCACAAGAACAAUUAACAACACAAUUAAUUGCUGGAAAUACAGGAAACCAGACUGGGAUUGAGUAUCUUCGGUGUUAAUUUCAGUUGUGUGCCAGAUACACACUAAAUAAUUUAACUAAAAGACCUUCUUCAUAAGCACAAGCAGAUUCUUUGUGCGCUCUGCAACAUAGACUGUGGUGAAUAGGUGAUGGAUUUCUGAACAUGGUGAAGGCGAUGUCAAAGUUAUUUUAUGUUUUACACUGAAAAGGCCUACCGAGCGUAGCUCACCCUAGAUAAAAAUGUGUGUGGAAGCUUAUUCCCAUCUAUUCAGCACCACACAUCCAUUGAUGUUGCUCUUUCUAUAGAGAUGUUCUUACUGGACCAGAUUUUCUCUUUCAGAGCGGAUCAGAAUUGCAGAAAUACAGCGGCGUUUUAGGGCUGCUGUUAAUAAAAAUUAAAAUAGUAGACUUUGAGAAUACAGUCAUAAUAUUUUGAGAAAAAAAGUCGUAGAAUUACGACAUUAAAGUGGCAUUAAUACCAGGAAAGGUUGCAAUAUUGGCCACAGUAUUGGCUCUUGUUAAAAUGAGGGACGUUGAGUUGGUAGAGUUUUACUUUCAUAUCGAUUCACCCAUAAAGAAACACUCAGUCCCCCUGUCUCUCCUGCACAUCAGCACCAGCCUGUUAUUAGUGUAUAAGAACCGGCUGAAACA
Colossoma macropomum (tambaqui) is the source of this 3313-nucleotide messenger RNA. RefSeq names its product protein FAM83G (gene sack1gb). NCBI's taxonomy places the organism in Eukaryota, Metazoa, Chordata, Actinopteri, Characiformes, Serrasalmidae. The record is from RefSeq and is a predicted model, not a curated record. Bases 1 to 2640 code for a protein of 879 amino acids. The transcript has 5 exons.